AUGGUUCGAGCCAAUAGCUUGAUGGCAUCUUCAGAGAGUGUGAAGACCCCACAUCGCAUAGAAUUAUGCGAAGAGCAGCCUGUCAGACCUACGCGCAACUAUAGAAAGCGCAGGAUAAUAGCAGCCACCCAGCCAAAGACUGAGAAUGCAGAACUGACCUCAGAACCACCUUUGAAGAUUGAAUUAAAAUCCAAGCCAUUGAAGACUAGCAACGGUAUAACCAACAUGACUAACGGACAUACACUGAGGUCGAGAGCGGCGCGCACUGCCUCCCGUGCGGCUGAAAGCCACAAACUCACAGAGUACUUUAAAGAGGAACUCAAAAGUCCUAAAAUUGAGCCACCUCCAUCACCUCCACCUAUAGAAAAGUCUAUUAAACUUGAAAAAAUAACGAAUGGCAAUAACAAUCAUAAAUUGACAGAAUACUUUCCUGUAAGACGUAGUGUAAGGAAAACUUCGAAAUGUGUGAUGGCUGAGAAGAUGAGGGAUUUGGAAAGAGCUGUAAGAGAACAAAGAGAGGAUGGGUUACAAGUAGCCUAUUUUGACGGUAAAGGCCGCGGUGUCAUCGCUACUCGCCCGUUUGGUCGCGGCCAGUUCGUAGUAGAGUAUUCAGGGGAGUUAGUCGGAGUCCAAGAGGCACGCGAACGAGAACACAAGUAUGCACAAGACCCUGAAGCAGGCUGCUACAUGUACUAUUUCAGACAUGGCGAUCAACAGUAUUGUAUUGACGCGACAGCAGAAUCAGGUCGACUAGGUCGGCUGGUGAACCAUUCGCGCAACGGCAACCUUCUGACAAAGGCGGUAUGGGUGGACGGUCCGCGACUCGUAUUGUUGGCUGCUCACGAUAUCUCACCUGGUGAAGAACUCACGUAUGACUAUGGCGACCGUUCCAAAGAGUCGCUGCAGCAUCAUCCAUGGCUUGCGCUCUGA
Messenger RNA from Arctia plantaginis, 930 nucleotides. Lineage: Eukaryota; Metazoa; Arthropoda; Insecta; Lepidoptera; Erebidae. The record is from the annotation of a GenBank genome assembly.